AUGGCACCCCACCUCCACCACCGCGACGACACCUCCAACACACCGCCCUCAAAUUCCAGCACCGCCCUCCCUGUACCCCUCAUCGUAUUCCUCGUUUUCCUCGGCAUCUUCUUGGUGUGUGGCUUCAUCCUGGAGAUGGGGAUGUAUCGUUGGCUAUUACGCGCUACUCCGACCACGAACGGCCAUGCCAUCCUCCCAUCUACGCAAAGAUCCCUUUUAGCACGGCUUACGGCUCAUCAGCCGGCGGUCCAGCUUGAGGACCAAGUCCCGGUCCAAGAUGAAGAUCACGUCCAGCCUCGAGCCGAGAGCAGAGUACCAGAAAGAGGAAGGCCAAGACAAAGAGAAGGUUCACCUUCUCCCCCUGAACCGGAAUCCCAGUCCAACGAUCUUGGACCAUUAUCUUUCGAACCAGAAGAAAGAACGAGAAUAGCGCACCAUAUAUCGAACGCAGAGCGGGCUUUCGAGGCACUGAGAGGGGUUAGACUGCAGGUUGCUGAUCCCGAGAGGUACACCGAGGCGUCCAGGAUCAGGAUUAGUGUUGGAGGAGGGAGUGAUAGGCCUGAAGUUUUGACUGCUGUGAGGCCGAUGGGGGAGGGUAAGGGGAGGAAAGUGGAGGAGGGGAAGAGGCAUGAGUUGAGGGAUGGGGAUGGGGAGUGGGUUGAUGUUGAUGGGGAGAGGGAUGAUGUUUUGGAGGGGAGUGUGCUUGCUUUUAAGGCUGCGCAGGUAUUGAGGGAGAAGGAACGGAGGGAGAGGAGGGUCAGUGGGGAGAGGAAGGAGAGUAGGGGGUUUGAAGAGAGGGUGGAGGGGGGUAGAGUGAGUAGUGGUGCGAGUACGAGGACUGUGGUUAGGGCUGGGAUGAGUUCAAAAGAUAGAGAAAGAGCGAGGGAGAAGGCGUAUCAGAAUAUGGGUGUGUUGGGCAGUGUAUCUGGAAAUGGGAGGAAGACAAGCAGGGUAGAGGAAGGAAAGAAGAAGAUUGCAGUGGAUGAUUAUGAGUCGGAGAUGUUUUGA
Mollisia scopiformis is the source of this 1008-nucleotide messenger RNA. RefSeq lists its product as uncharacterized. The record is from RefSeq and is a predicted model, not a curated record. The transcript has a single exon. The coding region runs from base 1 to 1008 and encodes 335 amino acids. NCBI's taxonomy places the organism in Eukaryota, Fungi, Ascomycota, Leotiomycetes, Helotiales, Mollisiaceae.